UCAGCGUGUUGCAGGAAGUGUUCUGGGCGGAGUGAGGGCAUCCCGGCUGAUACGCUAUGGGAGGCGGAAGUGCUGCUGUGACAGCCAUGGCUCGGGCUCUGCAGGCUGGCUGCUAGGGGCCCCGGCAGGCGCUGAGCAGGAGAACCCCCGCUGGCUGCCAGGGGCUGAGCAGGAGAACCCCCGCUGGCUGCCAGGGGCUGAGCAGGAGAACCCCCGCUGGCUGCCAGGGGCUGAGCAGGAGAACCCCCGCUGGCUGCCAGGGGCUGAGCAGGAGAACCCCCGCUGGCUGCCAGGGGCUGAGCAGGAGAACCCCCGCUGGCUGCCAGGGGCUGAGCAGGAGAACCCCCGCUGGCUGCCAGGGGCUGAGCAGGAGAACCCCCGCUGGCUGCCAGGGGCUGAGCAGGAGAACCCCCGCUGGCUGCCGGGGGCUGAGCAGGAGAACCCUGGGGAAUGGCUGCUUUGAAGCCCCUCAGCAGGGCUGGGAGGAGAGAGGAGGAGAAUGGAGACCUAGACAGAUCCCUCCAGGAGAUGAUCUCUGCCAUUGUGGAUGAGAGGAACCGAAUUAAUAUCCGCCAGGAGAUCAGUGGGCUGGGUUUUUUUAAAGAUGACCGCAUUGUGUUUUGGACCUGGAUGUAUUCUACGUACUUCAUGGAGAAGUGGGCGCCGCGGCAGGAUGACAUGUUGUUCUACGUACGGCGCAAGUUGGCUUAUGUUGGUACAGAUGGCAUCGAAGGCAAAAAGCAGGUGGAAGUAGAGGUCUAUCGCAAGGACUCUAAGAAGCUUCCUGGUCUAGGAGACCCUGACAUCGAUUGGGAGGAGAGUGUCUACCUGAAUCUCAUUUUGCAGAAGCUGCAUUAUAUGGUGACCUGCGCGGUGUGUACGCGAUCGGAUGCUGGGGACAUCCACAUUCAUAAAAAGAAAUCCCAGCAAGUGUUCGCGUCACCGAGCAAACACCCAAUGGACAGCAAGGGAGAGGAAUCGAAGAUCAGCUACCCCAAUAUAUUUUUCAUGAUUGACAACUUUGAAGAGGUAUUUAGCGACAUGACAGUGGGGGAGGGGGAAAUGGUCUGCGUGGAGCUUGUGGCCAGUGAUAAAACCAACACAUUUCAAGGAGUUAUUUUCCAAGGAUCGAUUCGCUACGAAGCGCUCAAAAAAGUGUAUGACAAUAGGGUAAGUGUGGCUGCGAAGAUGGCUCAGAAGAUGUCGUUUGGGUUCUACAAGUAUAACAACAUGGAGUUUGUGCGCAUGAAGGGGCCUCAGGGCAAGGGGCAUGCAGAGAUGGCAGUAAGCAGGGUCUCCACCGGUGACACCUCACCAUACGGCACUGAGGACGACUCCAACCCAGGGUCGCCUUUGCAUGAGAGGGUGACUUCAUUUAGUACACCACCAACGCCAGAAAGGAACAGCCGCCCUUCAUUUUUCUCGCCCUCUUUAAAGAGAAAGGUGCCAAGGAACCGCAACGCUGAGAUGAAGAAGUCUCACUCGGCCAAUGACAGCGAGGAAUUCUUCAGGGACAGCGAUGAUGGUGGAGAUAUGCAUAAUACAACGAACCUGAGAUCUCGCUCGCUGUCUGGGACGGGGAGAUCUUUGGUUGGAUCGUGGCUGAAACUGAACAGAACUGAUGAGAACUUCUUACUCUAUGCACACUUAACAUAUGUUACCUUGCCCCUGCAGCGGAUCUUGUCAGAUAUUUUGGAAGUGCGACAGAAGCCGAUUCUGAUGUCAUAGCGAAGACAAAUUGGCUGAACAGUGUUUAAAAACUGCCAAAGUGCCUAUUUGACCCGCAGUGGUGCCAUGUGACAAUACUACCACCUGGUGGCAAGAAGCAUACACGCACAGAACUAAGAAAAGACUUCUCCCGUUUGCCUCUGCAGGGGCAUGUGAGAUCUGGGAUCCUGCAGUUACAAAGGGGUUAAAAAAACCUAAAACAAAUACCAGCCAAUCAAAAAGUGCCUCUUUACCCCUCCACUGGUGUAUGCUUAAACUACAUCCUUAUGGUGUUUUGGAAAGGGGCUUUGUAACUAAAAGGGGCUGUGUUAAGAAAAAAAAACCUAAUGAAAAAAGCCAAAAUUAUUGGUUAAUUUUUUUUAUUUUUUUGUGAUCCGUACUUUUAGUAGCAGCGAACAAAGUCUAUGAACUGCGCAACACAUUAUGUACACGAUUCGGUAAAGUUGCAAUUUCAUGAAUGUCUUUCUGUGAGUUCCGAACUAAUGUUGUGUUUGGCGUACGUCUUCAUGGCUUCAACGUCUCAGAGGUGGAAACAUCCUUUCUGAAGAGUUUUUUUUUAUUAUUUUAUUUUUUUGCACUUUCCAAUUCAAACAGUGUUUUGAGGGGUGUUUUCUCCUUAUUUUGUGUAUCUCCAAAUUUCAUGCACAACAUCAAUGAUUUCUCUAAAACAGAUUCUGCCCUAAAUUAAAAAUGUCUGUAAGAUCAUUCGAAUGGGAAGGGUGCAUGGUCCUCUGUCCAUUUUGCAGCCCGUGCCCUGUGUGAAGGAAGUUUAUAAUAACGUAUAGCAGACUGUCUUAAAACAAAUGUUAUAAUUUACUAAAUACUGGAGCUUUGGGGCGGUUCUCCUCAGCUAGACACGAACUGACCAUUCUAUUUUCUGUGAUCUCACCGUUUCAUGUGAAAGUGAUAAAAGAAAAUUAGACAUUUAAAGGGACAAAGUCUUUGAGCAAGUAACACAUCACUCCAAAUGGAAUGUGCAUAAUUCACUUAAUAUUUCAAAUCACUUUAUAGUUAUACAAAAAGGGAGAUGUACAGCCACAUGUUCUGAGCUAUUUUCUUUUUUAGGACUUUAUCAGUUUCAAUUAAACAUUUAAUAUAACUUGCUAACAUUGGAUUAAAACUAUUGAUCUAAUGCUUUUUAGUUUAUCUAUUAGGUUGACACAUUUCUUUAACGUGUUUUAAGCUUGGCAUUAAAAUGAAAAGGGCCGAGGGAUAUUUUGAUUGUCCCAAAGCAGAAAUAAAACCCUUUUCAGAAUAUGAUGUGAUUGGGAACUAACAUGGGUUUUUUUAAUGUUUGCUUUAAUUGUUACCGAAGAUGAUUGAUGCUUGGAUUUUGAGAGGCCUUCUUGGGAGAGUUUAGGCUGAUUUUAGCACUUAUUCAUUUCCUGGCUCUCUUAUCUCCCAAUCUCCUUGCACUAAAACCACAGAAGGGGGAUAGACUGAGUGAAUUUGUAGGACUUGGAAAGCCCUCUGUGAAAGGUAUAAUUGCAGAUUUUUGUCACUCUAGAAAACUGUUCACACUCGUACCCCUCCAUGAAUCCGGUUGUGGAUUACACAUGUUUGUACUUUUGAUUUGUGUAUUUUGUGUUUGUCACAUGUGCUUUGUAAUCCUAACACUGUUAUCUAGAGCAGAUCUGUGGAAGACAAGGUAAUCAGAGCGGAAUGUUGGCAAAGGUUGUGCAGUUGUGAUGAGAACCCUUUAUGAGGAGUGGUGGUAAAGCCUGCAUAGUAUCGCAUUAAAAUGAAUGUCGCACAUGUUGUUUGUACGUUUCUCGGAUAGUUUGGCCAUGGUGUCUUCGUGUGAGUGUUUGAAUCAUUGAAAGGGCUACAAUCCCCAACCCAAAACAUUGUCUAGAUUUUAGUUUUAUGGAAAAGUAUUAAUGUCCAUUGUGUAAUUAUCUCUAUCAGUCUGUGACUGGGAAGUGUCUUUGGUGUUGUCUUCCCAAAAAUUCAGUAUUAAAGGUGGGAUAGAUCGAUUUUUAUUAUAAGAGCCGACAUUCAGAAUUUUAUCGAUAAUCGUCCUUCUAAUUUACUGAUCUAAACCAUAACUCUCUCACCUCUCGCAGUCACCACACGCUAUAUUCUGCACCUAGAAACUCCAGAUGUCGGCCCUAGCAGCUUCACGCCAUGACCUGGCGUCGCCCCGCAUGUGGAGCUCGGCUGAAGGCAGGGAGAUGAGACCGUGAAUAAUCUACUGUAAUGUACUGAGCUCGCCGUCUGGGAGUGACAGGAGUGUGAUUGUGUCAGCUAAUGCUAGAUUUGUUAGAAAUUGUACCUUUUUCAAAACUCUAAAUGUACAAAAUGUCGUCACUGGGAAUCGGCAAUUAGCCCGAAAAGCGACCGAUAAUCUGUAUCGGCUCUGGAAAAAUGAAAACUGUCCAUCCCUACAUAAAAGUGUCUGAUAGAUUGUGUAGUGAUGUCUGGCUUCAUGGGGGAGGAAGCAGAAAGUAACUCCUCUUUUGACUGUAAAUAGUGUGUUUUGUUUUUUGGGGGGCGGGGGGAGAAGAGAUUUUAUUUUUAUUUUUGUCCUUUGUUUGUAAUCUGGGUUUAACCCCUUAAGGACACAUGACGUGUGACAUGUCAUGAUUCCCUUUUAUUCCAGAAGUUUGGUCCUUAAGGGGUUAAAUGACUUACUGAAUGAAAGGUAAAGUGACUUGAUGAUCUGUCAGGUGGGGACGAUAUUGUGCGCUCAAUGGAGCCCUUGGCUAUGUUCAAAACACUUGUUUAACGUGAAAAUGCUCGAGCAGAGGAACAACCAAUAUAAGGCUGCUCGUUCGGUUUGGCUGGGGCAGUCCUGUUUCCUGGCACAAUGUCCCCCGCCUGUUUGGCUUUUUGUGAAUGUCCUGUGGGUUGGUAGUGAUGGCUUCGUACAGAAAGAUACUGGAUGUUCUCACGCCUAUAAUAAGCUGUCAGGCUGGAUCCGGUGUACGUUCCGAGUCUGAGAUUCUAGUCCAUAUUAAGGGGGGCUGAAAUGUAUGAAAGAACUAACCUCUGUGAGUUCUGCAUAAAUGUCUAGUUUCAUUUUGUUUUUACUUUAUUGCACUAUAUACAUGCUUUAAGUUAUUACAUUUUUAUUUAUUAAAGUUAAUUGUCAAAUUGAA
Molecule: messenger RNA, 4829 nt
Organism: Pelobates fuscus (common spadefoot toad)
Lineage: Eukaryota; Metazoa; Chordata; Amphibia; Anura; Pelobatidae
Product: KIAA0930 ortholog
Exons: 10
Coding region: 451-1728 (425 amino acids)
Source: RefSeq, a predicted model, not a curated record